CACGUUUUCCUAAAUUGAUUGGAAUCAGGAAUUAGGAAUAGAAAUUUAAUAAUGGAAGCUUCCAAAUACAAAUCCUUUUCCUAAAGGGAAAAGGUUAAAAGCUUCCAAUCCGGAAUCCACUAGUAAAGGGGUUGCACAACUGGUAUAUAUAUUGGACUCCAUACAAACAAUAAAGCACCUUCACUUUGCAAACAGAAACAUAUAAACAUUGACCAGCCAAGGUGAUCUAGUCUCAAAGAUGUCGUGGAAAGAAGAAGAAAAUGCGGGCGAGCUGAAGAUUGGUGAUGAGUUUUUAAAGGCCAAAUGUCUAAUGAAUUGUGAAGUAGCAUUGAUUCUUGAACACAAAUAUAAGCAGAUGUGUGAUGAUCCAACCAAUCAAGUUUCGCAGGUAUUUGAAAAGUCACUGCAAUAUGUGAAGUGUUUCAGUCAGUACAAGAAACGUCAUAGUGUUAGACAAGCUCGAGAGAUACUUAGUAGGUAUCAACUUGAUGAAUUCGAGCUCUGUGUUGUGGGGAAUCUUUGCCCAGAAACAGUUGAGGAAGGUAUUGCUACGGUCCCAUCAAUCAAGAAUAGACUUGACGAGGAAUCAAUUCAAGAAAUACUAACAGACCUUUCUUUAAUAAAGAAAUUCGAGUAGUCUCACCAUUGUACUUGUCUGGCAAGAAUAGAGCCAUGUAAUGCAAAUU
This is a messenger RNA of Lycium ferocissimum, 686 nucleotides long. RefSeq names its product DNA-directed RNA polymerase II subunit 4-like. Gene Ontology annotation, cellular component: RNA polymerase II, core complex; P-body. The transcript has a single exon. Lineage: Eukaryota; Viridiplantae; Streptophyta; Magnoliopsida; Solanales; Solanaceae. Bases 239 to 637 code for a protein of 132 amino acids. Gene Ontology annotation, biological process: mRNA export from nucleus in response to heat stress; transcription initiation at RNA polymerase II promoter; positive regulation of translational initiation. Gene Ontology annotation, molecular function: nucleotide binding; translation initiation factor binding. The record is from RefSeq and is a predicted model, not a curated record.